UCACGAGAAUUCAUACGAAAAAACAAAAGGGUAAUAGUUGUGCAGCAGGAGAAAGUGAGGGGGCGUCACUUAAUUUGAUUUGAGCAAUGUACUCUUUUUCUUCCUCUCUUUUCAGUAACAGAUUCCUACAACGCUCUACACUUUCCCCUCCUCCACCUCCUCACAUCCUUAAAGUCUCCUCUGUUAGGAUUGAAGAGAAGCCUCAAAAUCCUCAAAGCCCUCCUCCUUCCCCACCUGUGUACAAACCCAACGGAACAUCAGCACCACAAGUUCCACAAGUAUCCUCCUCCAAACCAUCUUCUUCAUCUUCAUCUUCAUCUUCAUCUGCUUCUGCUAACAAAAUCAAAAGGUUUUCCCAACCCUCUCUUCCUUCCACUUUCUGCAAUGUAUUUGACGACAUCAUCAACAAAUUCAUUGAUCCUCCUAUCCGUCCUUCUGUCGAUCCAAAAUACGUACUUGCUGACAACUUUGCACCUGUGAAUGAGCUUCCCCCUACAGAAUGCCCUGUCAUUAAGGGAGAACUUCCUCCCUGCCUAGACGGGGCCUACAUUCGCAACGGUCCCAACCCUCAGUACCUCCCACGAGGCCCACACCACCUCUUCGACGGAGAUGGCAUGCUCCACUCCCUCCGCAUUUCCAAAGGCCGCGCUACCUUCUGCAGCCGCUACGUCAAGACUUACAAAUUCAACCUCGAGAACCAGGCCGGUUCCCCCAUCUUCCCCAACUUCUUCUCCGGCUUCUACAAUCUCCCAGGCGCUGCCACGAGGGGGAUUGUUACUGCCGCAAGGGUUGUCACCGGCCAGUUCAAUCCGACGGGAGGUGUGGGUCUGGCCAAUACCAGUCUAGUCUUCUUUGGUAAGAGGCUCUUCGCACUCGGGGAGUCAGACCUCCCGUAUACCGUUCGAUUGACAGAGGAAGGCGACAUUGAGACGGUGGGCCGCUGCGAUUUUGACGGUAAGCUAUUCAUGGGCAUGACCGCCCACCCCAAGGUGGACCCAGACACCGGAGAGAUAUUUGCCUUCCGUUACGGGCCGGUUCCUCCAUUUUUGACCUUGUUCCGCUUUGACGCGGAAGGGUCCAAGAAGCCGGACGUGCCCAUCUUCUCGAUGGUGCAGCCCACACUCCUGCACGACUUCGCCAUUACCAAGAGAUACGCCAUAGUCCCGGACAUACAGGUGGUGAUGAAGCCCAUAGACAUGAUUGUGGGGAGUGGAUCGCCGGUGGGAUCGGACCCUCAAAAGGUGCCCAGGAUCGGGGUCAUCCCGCGUAACGCCACAACUGAAUCGGAGAUAAGGUGGUUCAACGUGCCCGGAUUCAACAUCAUGCACACCAUAAACGCAUGGGACGACGAGGAUGCGAUUGUCCUUGUGGCCCCAAAUAUAUUGUCGAUAGAGCACGCAUUAGAGCAGAUGGAACUAGUGCACUGCACGGUGGAGAUGGUGAGGAUAGAAAUAAAGUCAGGGAAGGUGACGAGGAGGACGAUUUCAUCAAGGAAUCUGGAUUUCGGUGUGAUAAAUCCUAGCUACGUUGGGAAGAAGAAUAGAUACGCUUAUAUGGGGUUGGGAGAUCCCAUGCCUAAGAUCUCUGGCGUAGUUAAGCUCGACUACGGUAACAACGGGGUGAAGGAGGCUGUGAGGAACUACGGGGAUGGCUGUUUUGGGGGUGAACCUUUCUUCGUAGCUAAGGACCCAGACAAUGAAGAGGCAGAAGAAGACGACGGCUACGUGGUGUCGUACGUUCACGAUGAGAAGAGAGGGGAGUCAAGGUUCGUGGUGAUGGACGCCCAGUCCCCAACCCUCGACAUCGUCGCCUCCGUCAAGCUACCUCGCCGGGUUCCUUACGGUUUCCAUGGUCUCUUUGUCAGUGAGAGGGACCUCACAAAGCAGUUGCCCCAUCACUAGAUUACCGACGGAGGACGCGGAUUCAGGUUUCCUUAUGCCGGAUUUGAUUGGGUCACUCGUCAAGACAACAACUUUCAAUUUUUAUUUUUACAAUGGUAGGUGGCCAAAUCAAUUUCUACUGCUAGGUGGGCCAACAAGCUUGGAGUAUCUCACACAUGGCUUAACCAAUUUCUGCCAAUAAUUCGGACCAUGUACUGAAUCCGCAUCCUUCUGACAACUGAAUUAUCAGACCAAAUUGUGCUUACUUCUCUGCUACUCUGAAUUAUGUAUUUCCUGCAUACUCAGAAACAAUGUUCAUAUAUACAGAAUUUAUAACCCUACUUUUAAUUAAUCUCUUUUCAAUUUA
Magnolia sinica is the source of this 2247-nucleotide messenger RNA. RefSeq names its product probable carotenoid cleavage dioxygenase 4, chloroplastic. Lineage: Eukaryota; Viridiplantae; Streptophyta; Magnoliopsida; Magnoliales; Magnoliaceae. The record is from RefSeq and is a predicted model, not a curated record. Gene Ontology annotation, biological process: carotene catabolic process. Gene Ontology annotation, cellular component: chloroplast stroma. The coding region runs from base 87 to 1901 and encodes 604 amino acids. The transcript has a single exon. Gene Ontology annotation, molecular function: carotenoid dioxygenase activity.